This is a messenger RNA of Sinocyclocheilus grahami, 4173 nucleotides long. Its product is annotated as cytoplasmic FMR1-interacting protein 2-like. The record is from RefSeq and is a predicted model, not a curated record. NCBI's taxonomy places the organism in Eukaryota, Metazoa, Chordata, Actinopteri, Cypriniformes, Cyprinidae. The transcript is spliced from 28 exons. Gene Ontology annotation, biological process: regulation of actin filament polymerization. The coding region runs from base 181 to 3849 and encodes 1222 amino acids. Gene Ontology annotation, molecular function: small GTPase binding.
UUCUGCUCUUUGUGUGGGGUGGAUUAGCGGAUAGAGACCGAACCCAGAGCAUCAGUUCUACUCCACCGAGCAAACGCUGUUUCACACAGUUUCUCCCCGUUUUGCACUGACCGCCCGUUAGUUUAAGAGUGGACAUGCAAUUAGCAGAUUGGACUGUUUUGUGAGUGAACCUGUGUCGCCAUGACAACCCACGUAACCCUGGAGGAUGCGCUGUCCAAUGUGGACCUGCUGGAGGAGCUUCCCCUCCCAGACCAGCAGCCAUGCAUCGAACCCCCACCAUCCUCCAUCAUGGGACUUAAUGAAAUGCUGGAGGAGGGGCACGAGUAUGCCGUCAUGCUGUACACCUGGAGGAGCUGCUCCAGAGCCAUUCCUCAGGUGAAGUGCAACGAGCAGCCAAACCGAGUGGAGAUCUAUGAGAAGACCGUGGAGGUGCUGGAGCCUGAGGUCACCAAGCUCAUGAAAUUCAUGUACUUCCAGCGCAAGGCCACUGAACGUUUCUGCAGCGAGGUAAAGCGACUGUGUCAUGCUGAACGCAGGAAGGACUUUGUGUCCGAGGCCUACCUCCUCACUUUAGGAAAGUUUAUCAACAUGUUUGCUGUGCUGGACGAACUGAAGAACAUGAAGUGCAGUGUAAAAAAUGACCACUCUGCUUACAAGAGAGCGGCUCAAUUCCUGAGAAAGAUGGCUGACCCACAGUCCAUCCAGGAGUCCCAAAACCUCUCUAUGUUUUUAGCCAAUCACAACAGAAUUACACAGUGUCUGCACCAGCAGCUGGAGGUGAUCCCAGGUUAUGAGGAGCUGCUGGCUGAUAUUGUCAACAUAUCUGUGGAUUACUACGAGAACAAGAUGUACCUGACCCCCAGUGAGAAACACAUGCUGCUAAAGGUCAUGGGUUUUGGUCUAUACUUGAUGGAUGGAAAUGUCAGCAACAUCUACAAACUGGAUGCAAAGAAAAGGAUAAACCUUAGCAAAAUCGACAAGUUCUUUAAGCUUCAGGUCGUGCCCCUGUUUGGAGACAUGCAGAUUGAGCUGUCACGCUACAUAGAAACAAGUGCCCACUAUGAAGAGAACAAGUCCAAGUGGACCUGCACUCAGAGCAGCAUCAGUCCACAGUAUAACCUUUGCGAGCAGAUGGUGCAGAUCAGAGACGACCACAUCCGCUUCAUCUCUGAGCUGGCGCGCUACAGUAACAGUGAGGUGGUGACUGGAUCAGGGCUGGACAGUCAGAAGUCUGAUGAAGAAUACAAGGAGCUUUUCGACUUGGCACUCAGAGGACUGCAGCUUCUGUCCAAGUGGAGCACUCAUGUCAUGGAAGUGUACUCUUGGAAACUAGUCCACCCGACUGAUAAGUUCUGCAAUAAGGACUGUCCUGGCACAGCUGAGGAGUAUGAACGCGCCACACGCUACAACUACACCAGUGAGGAGAAGUUUGCCUUGGUGGAGGUCAUUGCUAUGAUCAAGGGUCUUCAGGUUCUGAUGGGACGGAUGGAGAGUGUGUUCAACCAGGCCAUCAGGAACACAAUCUACUCUGCCCUGCAGGACUUUGCACAAGUGACCCUUAGAGAGCCACUCAGACAGGCUGUGCGCAAGAAAAAGAACGUCCUCAUUAGUGUACUUCAGGCAAUUCGUAAAACCAUCUGUGAUUGGGAAGGGGGAAGAGAACCUCCUAAUGACCCCUGUCUGAGGGGAGAGAAGGACCCCAAAGGAGGAUUUGACAUCAAAGUUCCUCGUCGCGCUGUUGGCCCCUCAAGCACACAGCUCUACAUGGUACGCACCAUGCUGGAGUCUCUUAUCGCUGAUAAAAGUGGCUCUAAGAAGACUCUUCGCAGCAGUCUGGAUGGCCCCAUCGUUCAGGCCAUAGAGGACUUCCACAAGCAGUCCUUCUUCUUCACCCAUCUCCUGAACUUUAGUGAGGCCCUGCAGCAGUGCUGUGAUCUGUCCCAACUAUGGUUCCGAGAGUUCUUUCUGGAGCUCACCAUGGGCCGUCGCAUUCAGUUCCCCAUUGAGAUGUCCAUGCCCUGGAUCCUCACCGACCACAUUCUGGAGACCAAAGAGCCCUCCAUGAUGGAAUAUGUGUUGUAUCCGUUGGACCUUUAUAAUGAUAGUGGUUAUUAUGCCCUCACCAAAUUCAAGAAGCAGUUCCUCUAUGAUGAGAUAGAGGCCGAGGUCAACCUGUGUUUCGAUCAGUUUGUGUACAAGUUAGCUGACCAGAUAUUUGCCUACUACAAAGCAAUGGCUGGAAGUGUCCUCCUAGACAAACGCUUCCGUGCGGAGUGUAAGAACUAUGGUGUGAUCAUUCCAUACCCGCCUUCAAACCGCUAUGAGACACUGCUCAAACAGAGACAUGUACAGCUGUUGGGUCGCUCCAUUGACUUGAACAGAUUGAUAACCCAGAGGAUCUCAGCAGCCAUGUACAAAUCCCUGGAUCAGGCCAUCAGCCGCUUUGAGAGCGAGGACCUCACCUCCAUAGUGGAGCUUGAAUGGCUGAUGGAAAUCAACAGGUUGACUCAUCGCCUGCUCUCGAAGCACAUGACCCUGGACAGUUUUGACGCCAUGUUCCGUGAGGCCAAUCACAACGUGUCUGCUCCAUACGGCCGCAUCACACUGCAUGUCUUCUGGGAACUCAACUUUGACUUCUUACCAAACUACUGUUACAAUGGCUCCACCAACAGGUUUGUGCGGACAGCCAUUCCCUUUACCCAGGAGCCUCAGAGGGACAAACCUGCCAAUGUCCAGCCUUACUACUUGUAUGGCUCCAAGCCUCUGAACAUUGCUUACUCCCACAUCUACAGUUCCUACAGGAAUUUUGUGGGUCCUCCACACUUCAAAACAAUAUGCCGUCUUCUUGGUUACCAGGGCAUCGCUGUGGUGAUGGAGGAGCUGCUCAAGAUUGUCAAGAGCUUGUUGCAAGGCACCAUCCUGCAGUAUGUGAAAACCCUCAUAGAGGUGAUGCCCAAGAUCUGCCGUCUCCCUCGUCAUGAGUACGGAUCACCAGGCAUCUUGGAGUUCUUCCACCAUCAGCUGAAGGACAUCAUUGAGUACGCUGAGCUCAAGACAGAUGUGUUUCAGAGUCUGAGGGAGGUGGGCAACGCUAUCCUCUUCUGUCUGCUCAUCGAGCAAGCUCUGUCACAGGAAGAAGUUUGUGACUUACUUCAUGCUGCUCCAUUCCAGAACAUCCUCCCAAGAGUCUACAUAAAAGAGGGUGAGCGACUUGAGGUGAGGAUGAAGAGGCUGGAAGCAAAGUAUGCUCCUCUUCACCUGGUGCCCCUUAUUGAGAGACUUGGGACCCCACAGCAAAUUGCAAUAGCACGAGAGGGAGACCUGCUGACCAAGGAGCGUCUGUGCUGUGGUCUGUCCAUGUUUGAAGUCAUCCUGACGCGCAUUCGCAGCUUCCUUCAGGACAGCGUGUGGCGAGGCCCUCCCCCCACCAAUGGCGUCAUGCAUGUGGACGAGUGCAUGGAGUUCCACCGCCUCUGGAGCGCCAUGCAGUUUGUGUACUGCAUCCCUGUGGGCACGCACGAGUUCACUGCAGAGCAGUGCUUCGGUGAUGGUCUGAACUGGGCUGGAUGUGCCAUUAUUGUGCUAUUAGGACAACAGCGUCGCUUUGACCUCUUCGAUUUCUGCUACCACUUGCUGAAGGUCCAGAGGCAGGACGGCAAAGAUGAGAUCAUUAAGAAUGUGCCCCUGAAAAAGAUGGCAGAUCGCAUCAGAAAGUAUCAGAUUCUCAACAACGAGAUCUUCGCCAUCCUCAACAAAUACAUGAAGGCUGUGGAGACAGACAGUUCUACUGUGGAGCAUGUUCGCUGUUUCCAGCCUCCUAUACAUCAGUCUCUGGCCACCACAUGUUAAAUAAACUUUAUUUGACUUCCAGCUAUCCUAUUCUUCCUCUGGUGUGACAUUGGUCUCAAAUGUAGUGUACAGGGCCUUUCAAGAUUGCCUUCGGCUUUAUUUAAAUAAGAGACAAACCUCCAGUCUCGCCACAUGGUUAAAAAUCACAGUAGAUUUCUCAGUCUUCCCCAGCUGUUAUCUAACCCUUAUGAAUAUCAACACUCCCUAUCCGUAUCACAUUUGAAGUGAACCAGUUUGAGAGAUUUAGGACUGCCGAAAAUAUUUCCAGGUCACCAGAGGAAGUUUAAAAAAAAUGCUGAUUAAGUUCUAGUUUAAAAACAAAAA